AUGUUUACCAAAGUUCUUGCCGCACUCUGUUUGAUUGUGGCUGUUACUGCCGCUCAAAACUACAGACCAGUGGUCCUGAUGCAUGGAAUCAGUCAGAGCCAUACAUCAAUGGAACCAGUAAAGUCAUGGAUUGAACAAGCUUUGCCAGGUAUCUAUGUUGUGAACAUGGAGAUUGGCAAUGGAUUCUUUGAUUCGGUCUUUAUGCAGAUGGAGCAUCAGGUGGCAGAGUACGCCAAGAAGGUGGCUGCAGACCCCAAGUUGGCCAACGGUUUCAACGCCAUUGGUUUCUCACAGGGCACCCUUGUCACCAGAGGCUACAUCCAACGCUUCAACAACCCACCCGUACACAACUAUGUCGGCUGGAACGGUCCCCAGCGCGGCCAGUUCGGCACACCCUACGUCAACAUCGAGUGGGUGGACGAGGCGCUCGCCACCGUCCCCUACGAGCAGUGGGCACAGGAGACGAUCUCGGCGGCCCAGUACUGGGUCGACCCAUACAACAUUGAGAAGUACCUGCAGACGUCGAUGUUCUUGGCCGACAUCAACAACGAGCGUCUAACCAAGAACCAGCUGUACAAGCAGAACAUCCAGAGCCUCAACGCGCUGGUCGUGUCGUACAGCAUCAACGACCUGACCAUCGUGCCACGCGAGUCUGGUUGGUUCUCGUACUACGCCAACAACACACAGAGCACCGUCAUCCCUCUGCGCGAGUCAGAGUUCUACCAGCAGGACUUCAUUGGUCUUCGCGCACUUGAUGAGGCUGGUCGUCUGCACUUCUUCACCACAGACUGCAAGCACUCUGAGCAUCCAACAGAGUCUUGCAAGCCAUUCUUUGAUGACUACACUCUCCCAUGGUUGAACAACACCCUGCAGCACUAA
Molecule: messenger RNA, 879 nt
Organism: Acytostelium subglobosum LB1
Lineage: Eukaryota; Evosea; Eumycetozoa; Acytosteliales; Acytosteliaceae
Exons: 2
Coding region: 1-879 (292 amino acids)
Cellular component (GO): lysosome
Molecular function (GO): thiolester hydrolase activity
Source: RefSeq, a predicted model, not a curated record